CGUAGAAGGUAUGAAUGUGAGCAGCAUAGAGAGUGAAAGGCAGCCAGGGUAUACCUCAGUUGUCUUGUUGGGAGUUAAGAAGUUAGAGCUCGUACUUAACUCCAAGGUGACCCUUGGAGAGUUAUGUGCUAUCCAUAUCGAGCAAGCAACUACAUACAAUAGUACAUGAACUUAUGCACGCGGUGAUGAGGUCUAGACAUGUUGAAGAGCCACAUCUAUACAAAUUGAAAAGCUUGAGGCGCUACAUUGAACCGUUCCUGAACGCCAGAGGCUAUCGUGAGACGGGUCAUUAUAUGGAUCAACAUUUCUUCGGAGGAUCUCCAUUUUGUUCGCCUAAUUCCAUCAUAUUUGAUGGAUUCUCACCAUCUAUCCCACCACCGCUAGGCAUCAUGAUAUCAAAAUUCGAUUUAAAUUGCAAGCCUCGCGUUACGCAGCCAGGAAGAAUAUGCCAUGUCCCUUCCUCAUGGGCAUCGAAGUUGAUGGGCGAGCACUUUUGGCAAGAUCCCCGCCACCCACAGAAGAGCCAUCGUUCAUUUCACAGGAGCGCUCUCACCCCCGAUUCUGGCACGGAAAUGGACUUAAGUUCAUUGCCAUACGUCUAUGACGAGGAUAAAGUCAUAGUGGCGAGCUGGCAGAAAAAGCAAGAUAACUGGAAGACAUGGCGAGAUAACUGGAACGAAAAGGCUCAACGCAUAUGGACGAAAAGUCCGUGGAGCUCUGUAGGCUCACGUAGUAACUGCUUCAAGUUCUCGACCGCUUUCUCGAAGAAGGACUUGGUGACGUGUGCUGCCGUGGCGUACGAGUUGGUGGGUAUGGUCGGAUGGAACGAAGGCAUAGACUUCAUGCAGCAGCCCCCUCGCAUUCCCGUAAGAGAGUGGCUUUGGCAUUGUGUUGGGCUACUGAUGAUGGCGUCAAUACCUCUCCUAGAACAGGAGCUAGAGAAUCCUUAUGAAGAAAGAAGGUUAAGCGAGCAUGAGCCUGGCCGCGAAGCCAGAGCUGCUGGUCAUAACGAUAAGGUGAUUACGCAUAUACCCGGUGAUCGACCUGUGUUUGCAGGGCCUAGCGAAUUUUGCAGCAUGGAAGGGACGCUUAAAUGUCCAUUCACACAACUCGAUUAUCUCGACCGGAUCCUCGACGUUUCAACGGUGCUCCAAACUACUAGAACGGUUGUAUAUGAUAGCAUAUUUAUGGCCAUACUUCAAGCCGCACGGGACAUUCGUGCUAAUCGAGAAAGCAUGGUCCAAUCCAUGGGUGCUUCUCAUAUCAACAGCUGGGCUUCAGAGUGGUUUUUUGAGCUUCCAGCUUAUAGUUCAUCUCUUAUUCGAUAUAAUCCUAAAGAUAGUAGAUGGAAGUUCGUUGUUCCAAAUUAGCGAUCCAUCAUCUACGGACCUAAAUCUUGAUCAACUAUCCGCCAUUUCAACUUCAGACGCUACGCUAUGUAUAGAUCAAUAAUAGAUAUCAAUUUUGUUAUUCAAC
Xylaria bambusicola is the source of this 1476-nucleotide messenger RNA. RefSeq lists its product as uncharacterized. The record is from RefSeq and is a predicted model, not a curated record. The coding region runs from base 174 to 1370 and encodes 398 amino acids. The transcript is spliced from 7 exons. Lineage: Eukaryota; Fungi; Ascomycota; Sordariomycetes; Xylariales; Xylariaceae.